This is a messenger RNA of Cyclopterus lumpus (lumpfish), 4097 nucleotides long. RefSeq names its product tubulin-specific chaperone cofactor E-like protein. The transcript is spliced from 8 exons. Gene Ontology annotation, molecular function: alpha-tubulin binding. Gene Ontology annotation, biological process: protein folding. Lineage: Eukaryota; Metazoa; Chordata; Actinopteri; Perciformes; Cyclopteridae. The record is from RefSeq and is a predicted model, not a curated record. Bases 89 to 1390 code for a protein of 433 amino acids.
UGGGCGUGUCCUAAACUGUCAACUAACCGAAGAACAACAAAAACAAAGCAGCACCGAGUGGGGUUCCGCGCGAGGACGGGCUGGGACCAUGGAGUCGUCCUCUGAUGAGGAGGAGGUGCGCACCUUCGUCCAAGUCCUCAGCGAGAAAUACAGCCCGGAGAACUUCCCCUACGGCCAAGGAGUCGUGGUCAUGCUCAGCCCACCGGGAUCCCCCGUGAAAGAUCGCCUGUUCGUGCCGAGCAUCCUGGUUCUGAGUGAUUAUGGGAUCCGAAAAGCUGGAGACAGGUCCGACAUUGCAGCUUUCUGUGCCCAUGUGGUCGAGCUGGACCUGUCCCACAAUCAACUUAACGACUGGACCGAGAUCUGCGACAUUGUUUCCAACAUCCCCCGCCUGGACUUCCUCAAUCUGAGCAUGAACCCUCUGAGCGGCAUAGAGCUGGAGCCCAGCAUGGCGGAGGUGUUCCCCAGGGUCCGACAACUUGUCCUCAUCAACACACACAUCAGCUGGGACACCGUGCACACGCUCACAAAACACACACCCGAGCUGGAGGAGCUUUUCCUGUGCCUGAAUGGCUACAACACUGUGUCCGAGUCCCAGACCUCCUGUCCGUCUCUACGCCUGCUGCAGAUCGCAGACAACCAGCUGCAGGAAUGGGCAGAAGUGCGGAAGUUUGGGCAGAUGUACCCGAGUCUGAGAACACUGGUUCUGGCCAAUAACAGUGUGGGCUCUGUGGGUGACACCCAUGAUGCACUGCAGCGGCUCUUUCCCAACCUGCGCAGCAUCAACCUCAACAACUCAGGGCUUAGUACAUGGGAGGACAUUGAGAGGCUGAAUUUCUUCCCUAAACUGGAAGAGGUCAAAGCGAAGGGGAUUCCUUUAUUGCAGCCUUACACCACCCACGAAAGACGUAGCUUCCUUUUAGCACAGCUGCCAUCUGUCGUGCUGCUGAAUGGGAGUUCAGUGUCAAAUGGAGAGAGAGAGGAUGCCGAGAGGCUUUUCAUCCGUUACUACCAGGACUCCCCACAACAGGAACGCCCUGAGAGGUACCACACCCUUGUGUCCAAGUAUGGUCAGUUGGCCCCGCUGGCGGAGGUGGACCUGAGCCCCCGCAGCACCACGGUGGACGUUCGCUGGGGUGAGCGGGUGGAGGCCGUCAGCCUCCACCUGGAGCAGACGGUGGGCGACCUAAAGAAACACCUCCGAGCUCUGCUGCAGCUGCCCACCAAUAGGAUCAGGCUCUUCUACAUCAACCGGGAGAUGUCUUCGGUCGUGGGACCCGAGGAGUUGAAGUGCGGCAGCCGGGCCCUCCAUUCCUACAGCAUCCGAGAUGGGGAUGAGAUUCUUGUUGUGCCCAAAGUCGAAGGUUGCUGCAGCUCCUCAGAUCUUUGAGUCCGGAGGCUCUCUGGUCUUCAGGACUUACUUUGACUUGAGCCGUUUUUAGAUUAAAAAAGAAAAGGUGAAUUUUUUCAGCCUUGAAUGUAGAGACGAUCGCUGUCCACCACACUGAACAAAUCUAUACAUAAUAAUAAUAUAUAGUAAUAGUAACAGUAAUAAUAGUCUAUUUGUACAUAGGAGUGCCACAUUCACAAAGCUUGUAUCUAUUUGAGUGGCACAUUUCUGUGGUGCUUGACUGCAGUUUACAGCUCAAUUAUGAACAUUGUUAUGCAAAUCUAGACAUAAUGCAAACAGUCCUGGAAGAAAAACAAACAACUGCCAUAAUUGCCAACUCACUGCACAAUUUGCACAUUGAUUUAAAGAAAUUCUAUUUUAUAAUGAAGGCGUUUUUCUGAUGAGAUUUGAGAUUUUAGGAGGAACAAACUUCCCCUUGCUUGUGCCAAUUAUUUGAGGAGUAACACACGUUGAUUGAGUGACAAAACAAAUAGAUGACACACAAGUUCUGAUGAAAAUAAGGUUUUCAAACAAUCCCAGCUGCUGUGUGCAUACGUUCUGUGGUUUCACUGCUCGUUGGGUUUCCAAAAAAUGCUUUUCUGCCUCAUAAUCAGCAGCUCUAAGAUGCUUUCGCUCCAUUUUCCCAUUAAUUUUGUGUCAAUACAAGAUUCGUCUGAGGCUUGUUAACAGUGAACUAUGAACAGUGCAAGUUUUUGUGCUCGGCGAGAAUUUAGUUGCAGUGAAAAUCAUUCAACCUACUCCUGUAAAGCCAGAACAAUGGCAAACAAUGAAUCCUAAUCAUGCAGCAGCCAAGCUGACUUGACGUGCAUGCGCGUCUAUGUCCGUUUUUUAAAAAGACUCUUUCCCAUCACUCAGAUCCCUCUCUUUCCAACAUGACUCUUGAUAGCAGGGAAAUAGCCGGGGAUGAACCCGAGCUGGAAGCGCAGCUGCUGCUCGGUUCCAGACGAGUGGAGCUCGGGGGUCUGGGACGGAGGAGAGAAGGAGCGUCGAUGCUCAAGUUACCGCAGGUCUUCUGGCCGUCCGGCCCCAUGAAUGGAGCAGCUCUCUCAGCUGGGAAAACGUUGAGGCCCAGUCGGUAUGGUAACCACACACGGGUUCUCGUCCCUCACCCGUUCACCUCAGUCUCUCCUCCACAUCCGUCUAACACACCUGACACUGCCAGUGUCCGUUGUUUCCCAGGACGUGGGGUCGUGAACCUUUCUCCGUUGGCUCACAUUGGCAUCGGUUGUUUUCAAAACUUAGAGAAAUACGCGUGACCACUUUCUGACGGCCUCUUUCACUGCGGAAAUUUAGCAGCCUGGGGUUUCUCAGAACCUGAAACUUCUCAGAACCUUGUCAGGCCUCACUAAAUUGGCCCAUGGGAAUAGUGAGUAAAAAUACACUAUCAAGGCUAGCACAGUUGUCCACAUGCUGGCCGGAGACUUCCACAGACUUGAAGCCAAAACAUCUUGGCGGUGAGCAAAGGAAGCACUUAAUUUUUUUGUGAGCGGAGCUCGCGUUUUAAAACGUCAUUUAAAACGUUAAUUUAAGUCAUUUCCGGAAGCCCAAAUUGUGAUCAUGCAUUAAUAUUGGGAUUAAUUGUGUAGCCCUUCUGCGUGCAGAUUGUCGUGAUCCCCCAAAUCCUGACAGAAGUUAGGUUGAGAGCACGAGUACAGAUGUUGCUCGCGGCGUAUAUUUAUGAACAUAAACGGUGCAUGUACGACGUCGUACAAAUAAUCACUCGGGUUUAUUCUCAUAGUCCAAAGACAGACAUGGACAUGUCCGGGCUGAUUUUAAACAUUGCCGUGUUGUGAAAUCCCGCUGCUUGAUGUGAGUUGAGGAAUAAAAAUGUUUUUUUUUUCUUCUCGAACACACUUAAUAAGUGAAGGUCAGCUUUCUGUUACCAAAAGUGUGUGAAAAUGGCCGCCGUCGACCUGUGGCAGCCUUGCAGUGCCGUCUGGAGAGCAACAGAGAGAACAACUCACGUUGAUGGAGGUCGCAUUGAGUUCCACUAUAAUUCGUUCAAACUCUAUUCAGUAACAAUGUAGUCUUGGGCAAAAGUAAAUAAUAUCCUGAUGUGUUUAAAUGUAAUCUUGCAAACAAGACACUUGUAUAUUACAGUUGUUUGAAAGAUAUGUUUUGAUAGGAAUAUGUAAUGGAUAUAUGAGUGGGAAUUACUUGACAGGGGGGGAUGGGGGGGGGGGGGGUGUAAAGAUGGUGUCAGAACAUCUCUAGUGCGUACACAGGAAGUAAUGGGAUAAGCGUAAAGCAUUUUUCUUUUCUAAAGUAAUAUUGGAUGUAUUGGUGGUUUGCAUGUUCUGAUAUUUCUUUUAUGUUUGAUUUAAAAAUGUGUACGAGAUGCUUCGUUCCAGGGAAAACAGUGUUGUUUGUGGGCAUUUGUAAUUCUGAAUUAUUGUUUUAUUUGUGCACCUGUCACCCUCACGUUUAUCCUUCAGUAAUACCAAAUACAAAUAUUAUUUAACGAUUUUAAAAUACAAAAGAUAGUUGAUAAUCUAUAAAUCAGUUGACUCUUUGUUGUUGUUGUGUUACUUUAUCAUGUUUUGUUUUUUCUGUCCCUUCUCAAAUGUUUAUCUAAAUAUUUAUAAUGGUGCUUCUUUUUUCUUCCAUUCUCGAGCUCAUCGUGCCAUAUCUACUACACCUCGCUUUCACUUCUCUUUAAGGAAUAAAUUAUAAUUAUUUCAGCUUA